Talaromyces stipitatus ATCC 10500 is the source of this 1813-nucleotide messenger RNA. Its product is annotated as bicyclomycin resistance protein, putative. Gene Ontology annotation, molecular function: transmembrane transporter activity. Bases 182 to 1813 code for a protein of 543 amino acids. The record is from RefSeq and is a predicted model, not a curated record. The transcript has 5 exons. NCBI's taxonomy places the organism in Eukaryota, Fungi, Ascomycota, Eurotiomycetes, Eurotiales, Trichocomaceae. Gene Ontology annotation, biological process: transmembrane transport.
AGCGACUAAGAUAUUACUACUAUUGUACUUCAGCCGGUUUCAGUCCAAUUUUGAUAUCAUAUUCUACUCGUGUCGGUCUCUUUUCCCUGUCAUUAUCGUGGGCAAUCUUCCUUGAAUAACUAGACCGAAGGCUUAGUACAGGCCGCAGUGAAGUAAGGGACGUCCAUUGCUGCUCAUUGAGAUGGCUUUAAACGAAAAGGGGAGUUCUCCAGCAGGGAGUAUGAAAGGUCUUGACGACUCGGGAAGCACCCGGCAUGGAGACGACAUAGAGUUGGGAUUCGAGCCCCUUCAAGAACAGAGCUCAGAAACGAUUAGACAUCAAAGUCCCAAUCCGCUGAAGGAUGAUAAUAACCAUAUAGUUUCCUGGGACGGUCCCGAUGAUCCGGAAAAUCCAAUGAACUGGCCUGUGUGGAAGAAAUGGAUAUAUACAGUUGCGUUGGGAUCAGUCACAUUCACCAUUACUUUUGCCAGUAGUGUUUUUAGCACAGCAACUGUUGUAACAUCUAUGGAAUUUGGUGUCUCUGAAGAAGUCAUGGUCCUUGCAACUAGUCUUUUUGUUCUGGGUUUUGCUUUUGGGCCACUGAUCUGGGGCCCUAUGUCUGAAUAUUACGGCCGCAAAAUCCCCCUUUUUAGUUGCUUUUUCAUCUUUUCGAUCUUUCAAAUCGCCGUUGCGACGGCUGAAAAUUUGCAAACUAUUAUGAUCUGUCGAUUUUUUGGCGGUUUCUUUGGUUCGGCUCCCCUCGGAAUUGUCGGUGGCACAUUCGCAGAUUUCUGGGCUCCUGUCGAUCGAGGCAUUGCUAUGUGCGUCUUUGCUAGUGCGACUUUUAUCGGUCCUGUGGCCGGGCCAAUUGUCGGUUCUUUUAUCACUGAAUCCUACCUCGGCUGGCGAUGGACCGAAUAUAUUACUGCCAUCAUGGGGUUUUUCUUCGGCACUGUAGCCUUCCUAACAGUUCCGGAAACGUACGCACCUGUAUUGUUAUCGCGACGCGCUGCCAAACUGCGAUAUGAGACGGGAAACUGGGCGUUGCAUGCAAAAUCUGACGAGUCUCCAAUGAAUUUCAACACGAUUGCGUCCGUGUAUUUAACCCGCCCGAUCAUGAUGCUAGUUAUGGAGCCCAUUCUGAUUUUAAUGACGAUAUACAUGGCAUUUGUGUACGGAUUUAUAUACCUGCUCUUUGAAGCAUACCCGAUUUCUUUCCAGACACAGAGAACAUGGUCACCUGGCUUGGCCUCCUUGCCGUUUUUAGCAAUCACCGUCGGGGUCGUCAUCGGCGCUUGUGGUGUCGUGUACCAUUCAAAAUCUCGUGUGGCUCGCCAGGUAAAGGAAAAGGGUCGUGUCAUACCGGAAGAAAGAUUAAUUCCGAUGAUGGUGGGAGCAGUCUUGCUUCCAGGGGGGAUGUUUUGGUUCGCAUGGACCAGUGAUCCCAGUAUAUCGUGGGUUCCGUCUGUAUUGAGCGGCAUAAUGACUGGCUCUGGAAUCAUCUUAAUUUUCCUUCAAGGGCUCAAUUACAUCAUUGACAACUACCUCAUGAACGCCAACAGCGCAAUUGCAGCCAACGGCUUGCUCCGAUCUGGAUUCGGUGCUGGUUUUCCAUUGUUCGCCAGUCCGAUGUUCCUCAAUCUGGGAGUCAAUUGGGCCACCAGUCUCCUGGGUUUCCUUGGCGUUGCAAUGAUACCGGUGCCUUUUCUCUUUUAUAUUUUCGGCGCCCGAAUUCGUGCUAUGAGCCGUUACACGCCCAAGUUGCCCCAUGGAGGUCCUCCAAACCCCUUCGCAGGUGCUAAUGGACCACUGCCUCACAGCUCUCCCAGAUAG